Molecule: messenger RNA, 883 nt
Organism: Aedes aegypti (yellow fever mosquito)
Lineage: Eukaryota; Metazoa; Arthropoda; Insecta; Diptera; Culicidae
Exons: 2
Coding region: 23-604 (193 amino acids)
Source: RefSeq, a predicted model, not a curated record
GCUCGACAAGAUAUAUCCAACGAUGUUUCCAACACCAAUCAUCAUCCUUCUGAUAGUUGCCGCAGGUCCAGCAUUAUCUAAAAUUGAACCUCCGUUGGGAUGCGUUCAUAUCGAAAACAUCGCAUACAGACGAUUUCUGUUUGCUGGUCAGUAUCAAAGUGGAUACGAUAGGAACGUCAACUUCGAUAACUGGGAGCGAGUGGUAGACAAGGAAUGGGUCCUGGAGAGGAGCGGUAAGGAAUAUCGAAUUUACACCGUGAAGUAUCAAAUCGCUCCGAUGUAUCUACUCGUGAACAGAGCUACGCAGGUCGAUAACAAUCGACGACAAGUGCAUUUAUCAGCAUUCGUCAACAGCACCCGUGAGAUGUCGUGGAAGAUCGAAGAUCAAAAGAACGGUUACUUCGCUAUCCAGAACAAAGAUCUGAAAGAAUACCUCUACGCAGGCGAACAAAAGUAUGAUAUCCCUUAUGGUUGUCUUCGUCCCUAUGAAAACUGGAAAACAAACAGCUCCAUUUGCCGCUCCGUGGGACAGGUCUUCACGUGGAAGGGCACCAACCCGAAGAAACUGGGACACGAAUUCCAGUGGAAAAUUCACAGCUGUUGACCCAAAUCCGGUGGUACACCGCAAGCCAAAUGUCAUCUGGCGAUGAUCGAUCAUAAAGGAAUAAUUAAAUUUCGCUAAUUAUUUCGUCAUAUUAUGGAAACGCGAAACCACUACACGUAUUGACUUUCGUUAACGCUCUUUCACCUUCUGCUGGUGCAUGUGAAGUAAUCAAUAAUGGGAAAUUAUAUUAAACCUGCUCGGACAAAAACGAAUGCCCACGUGGCCUUUGCCUGCGAUCAAAUAAGGUUCCUGUUCUGUUGGAAAAAUGUUUAAUUAAAA